AUGGAGUCAACACAUUCGAUGAUGCUUGACAGGCUCAAGGAGGUUGUGGAUAGCUCACAGAAGGACAGAAACUCACUGCGAAACAUUGAGUCUGUUAUGCACAGUUGUUGGAAUCGAGCGAACCAUGCUCCGAACGUGCAGCCGUUGUGCAAGGAUGGUUUGUUGGAGCUCUGUGCUUACAUCUUGAACAAGUACUUGGACUCGGACCUGAACGAUCUCUGCGAGAACACGUGUGGAGCCAUCUACAAUUGCUCAAGGAGGCUUCCAUCCAGCCGUGUGGUCCGUCAGAGGAUGCUGAGCGCAGGCAUCUAUCCUCUGAUCCCUCGAUUGUUCUCACACGAGGUCUGGAUGAUUCGUUUCUACGGGACAUUGAUCUCCGCUCACUGCGCAGCCUCUGGGCUGUCAAAUCACCAGAAGGUGAUAUGCUCUCUGGAAUCCAUCGAAUGGCUGUGUAAGUGUCUGGACAGCACGCUCAAGGAUGAAGGCUUUGGGGGGUCUGGCUGGAGCAUCGAGGAGGUCAUGUCUGCCGCGGCUUCCCUUUGUACUCUUCCCGAUAAUCGAGCCGGGUUCCUUGAGAAGGGCGGGUCGAGAUUGUCCUUGCAGGCUCUCAGCAGCGUGAUGGAGGAGCAGGGGAACGAGCUGGAGGUGGAGUUGCGAGUCAUCACGCUGACCCUCGCACGCAUCUCAAACGACAGGCUGUUCAAGGAGAGCUGCACGAGUGAACAUGUCGAGCUGAUGGAAUCGCUCAUUGACAGUGAGAUCAUCGCGGUGAAGAGCAACAUCAUGUCAGUCUUGGCGAACGUCGGGUCGGAGAAAGCUUCUCUUGAAGCCGCCUUCAAGCAAGCCUGCGAAUGCGCCAGUGCGAAAUGGAAUCGAUCUCAGCUCUCCAUCGUUGGGAAGGGGAGGGUAGGCAAGACAGCAUUCGUGAGGGCGAUCUUGCAGAAACCCUUUGAGCACACGGAGAGUACGAUCGGCAUGGAGGGGAUGACCUGUGAAGUGAGUUCUGUCUUCUCUGGGAAAAUGUGGUGGAAAGAGCAGACAAACAUUCACUCAGAGCUGGAACUUGUUCAAGCAAGACAGGCGGCAGCUUUUGCAAAGGGCAUGCAAACGGCAGAGAGUGACCUGCUCUCAAGCUUGGAGUUCGAAGCAGAAAAUGGAGACGGAGGAGAAAUGUCUGAAGACAUUUGGGAGCAAGGACAGAAGAGCGGAGCCAUUAGCAGCGAGACAGCAGACAAGAGCAUGGGGGAGAGAGGAUUUGAAGCCAAACAAAGCUCUGAGCCGAUUGUGAGUCAAUACAAACAAGAUCUUGUGGUUGAAUGCUUACAAGAUGAAGGGUCCGAUGAGUCGAUCAUCUUUGAGUUGUGGGACUACGGGGGCCAGGACGUGUUUUAUGCUCUUUUCCACCUCUUUAUCACCAGGUUCGGCAUCUUUGCUGUGUUGUUCAAUAUGGAAGAUCUCAUCACUGGGGACGAGAGGCUACAGAAGGAAUGUCUUGACUUCAUCGAAUUUUGGUUGAGCACAAUCUACUUGCAUACAAGCCAGUCUUCCAGCGAAAGUUGCGCUCCAAUCGUGAUCGUUGGAACUCACAAGGACAUCAUUUCUCAUCCUCUUCAGCACCUUUACAUCUCCCGCAUCCUUCAUCGCACCUUCUGCGGACACCUCGCCUGGCCCCACGUUCAGAUCUUCGACCAGAGGUCAAGCUCCUUCGUUGCCUCCUCCAUGGAUGACGUAGAUGUCUGGCUGAAAGAGCAGUUUGACCUCGUCGACGCUGACUCAUCCUCCACUCUUGAGCUUGAAGAAUUGCAAGCGUUCUUUGGGAAAUAUGCAGACGCUUCACUGGUCAAGGAGUUCUUCGAGUCGGUAGACGAUAACAAGGACGGGAAGAUCAGCUUGGCCGAGUUCAAGGCAGCCACCUGGGAGGUUCUCACCUUCUUCCCGGUGGACAACACUAAGGGUCACGUCGACCCCGUCAUCCCCCAAAUCCUCAGCGUUGUGGAGCAAGUUGCGAUGAAUGCCGACUACAUCCAGCAGCGCGUUCCUUACGCGUGGAUCAAGUGCCUGGACUCAAUAAAGCAAUCGGGGAAGGAUGUGCUGAAACUGUCGGAGGUGGAGGAGAUCGCAGCCAAGAGCGGGAUGCCGAUGUCGAAGAGACUUGGGCUGACAAGGGAGGUAGAGGGCAUGCUGGACUACUUUCACAACCUCGGCCGGCUGAUGCACCACAAGGAGAAGACUCUGAGGGACUAUGUCAUCGCCAGGCCGACAGAUUUCAUCAUCCGUCCGGCGACCCAGGUCGUGUGUGAGCACGAUCUUCACAAGACGGCUCAGCAGCUGGAAGCAAGAAAAAUGAUCAAUGAGUGGAAGAGUCUGACGAUGAGCGCCGUGCUGAGCCGGAGGUUGCUCCCUGUGCUCUGGAAGGACUACUUGCAACAGAUGGACUUGCUCGAGCUUCUCUGCGUCAAGUUUGGCAUCUUCAUCCCUCUCAAGCCCCAAGAGACAGACGUGUCCAUGUCCUUUCUCGUCCCCACCCUUCUUCGAGAGCAGCAGCUCAGCAAUGUGGACAACCAGGCCUUGUCCUGUUUCUUGCUUUUCUCGUCGGAUGCUGAGUUUCUGAGAGAGCAAAAGGGAGUCGUUGCGCGCUCGGACCUGACCAGUCGCUUCGUCCCCAACAGCCUCUUUGCCAGCGUAAUCGGGCAGGCGAUUGCAUGGAGCCAGAGCACGGGGGGGAUGCAGCACAAAGUGAGCAAGACAGAGGCGACGUUAGCGUUCGGAAAGCACCGCUUCCUCCUGCAAGAUCUGCGAGCUGAGAAAUGUUUCAAGCUGGUGAUCUUUGUCCAGAACCCCAAGAACGUCCUGCUGCGACUCCUCAAGAUCAUUCAGACGGUGAUCGACCGGUGCAUGCCACGGCUGCGGUGCUUUGCCUGUCUGGAGGAGAGGACAGAUGAAGGAGCGGAAGAUUCCUUCCUGCUCGACUAUGACACUCUCUGCCAACAAGUUGGCACUCAGCAGGGGCUCUGGGUUGGAACUUCUCACCUCGACUGGUCGAUACUUCAGAGCAAGUUCAGUGCAUGGCUCCCGUCCAAGGAACUGCUCUCCUCCUACGACGUCUUCUUCUCCUACCGCCAUGGCCCCUUCGACUCAGAGCUAGUUGAGAAGACUUAUGACAUCCUCUCACUGGGGAUCGUGGGGAAAGAAGGAAGGCGCCUGGAGGUCUUCUACGACCAGGUGAGGCUGAAACCGGGCAGGCGCUUCGACCACGACUUCAUGCGGGCACUUUCAAGCUCAGUCGGCGCCGUGCCCAUCGUCUCGCUGGAUGCCCUUCAGCGGAUGUUCUCGCUCUUGCCCGACAGCCCCGAGGAUCACGUGCUCAUGGAGUGGAGCCUCAUCCUCGAGCUGCAAGCUGCUGGCCGCCUCAAGUUCUGCCUGCCCGUCCUCCUCGGCAGAGUCUGCAAGGACGAGGGCGGCCCCCCCAUCCGCAGCUUCUUCGAGGACGAUCCGAUCUCUCGGCUCCCUGACCACGUCCCGAACAAGACUGUAGCCGAGGUGAACAAGUUCAUGGUCGCCCAUCAUCUCACUCCCUCCCCCGACCUGGAGAAAAGGACAGUCCGAGACAUAGUGAAGCUGCUGUCCAAGAAUGUGGCGCUGCUCCUGUGGGAGGCGUCGAUCGGGCAUGGCAGCGCCUCCCCCCCUGACAUGUCCGACGUGCACGCGCGGGAGCUCUUCGGACUCUUCGAUCACAUUGCAAGCAAGGUUACCAACGCGCUGGAGGCCAGCCAGCUCUGGAAGGAGGGUGAGACAGUGAGAGAUGUGUUGGAGUCAGGCCCGUUCAAGGACUCGUGGGUUGGUGAGCAAGCAACACAUCGGGAUGGGACGAGAGCGGUGCUAGCCACCAGCGAAGAGCUUGAGAAGUUGAAGAAGGAGGUCGAGAUGUUGAGAGCAAGGCAGGUAUCUAACAGCGCAUGUUGCUGUGUAAGCUAG
This is a messenger RNA of Guillardia theta CCMP2712, 3975 nucleotides long. RefSeq lists its product as hypothetical. The record is from RefSeq and is a predicted model, not a curated record. Lineage: Eukaryota; Cryptophyceae; Pyrenomonadales; Geminigeraceae. Bases 1 to 3975 code for a protein of 1324 amino acids. Gene Ontology annotation, molecular function: calcium ion binding. The transcript is spliced from 2 exons.